AUGCAUCACUCAACACGGCCAUCAUAUAGGGGCUAUGACCCUGUUCAAACCAAAGAGACAGGUUCACUUGACGAAGAAGGCUCUUCAGAUUCAGAAAUUACUGAACCUAGGUCGAAAGAGCACCGAAGAUGGAACCUUUCAUACUUCAUGGUUUACAUACUACCGUGGACACUCACAGUGAUAUUCGCGAUUUGGACAGCCUUUCUCGCUGCCAAAGUACAUGCUCAAUCUCACUUUGGAACGUAUGAAACGAACUUUAGGACCGACUUCUCUUUACCAAUACAAGUCCCACUGGAGGAAGUUCAGUUUCGCGGCAGUCCACACUUCUACCACAAUGGUACACCAUGGAUGAAAGAUCCAGAUGAAAUAGCACCAUGGCCAGAAAAUGUGCGAUACGUUGGUGAACCAAGCCAUGAGAUCGAUGAGAACUGGCAGAGGCUGAUUGGCAAACGCUACUUCUCAAUUUCGGAAGAGGAGGCUAGAAGAGCCUGGGGAAAUAAACGGCAUGAGUUUGUCGAUCAGAACAUGGGAGGCUAUACAGCUGGGUUCGACAUGUUUCAUACGUUGCACUGCAUUAACGAGCUUCGCAAGGCGUUGCGUCCCGAGUACUACCCCCCAAAGUCUCAUACGCUUCAUGGAGCGCUUCACAACGGCAAGUAUCUCAAUAUGCGACACAUCUCCCUUAGUGACUAA
Molecule: messenger RNA, 693 nt
Organism: Fusarium verticillioides 7600
Lineage: Eukaryota; Fungi; Ascomycota; Sordariomycetes; Hypocreales; Nectriaceae
Exons: 4
Coding region: 1-693 (230 amino acids)
Biological process (GO): mycotoxin biosynthetic process
Source: RefSeq, a predicted model, not a curated record